AGAGGGAAGUAUCCGAUUCCUCUCCUUCGGCUGUGGGCUGUCACUGCCUCAUAAUAUGACCGUUCUGUCAUCUCUCUGCAAAUAAGGCAGAAGCUGCUACCUGAUUGGUAUGACAUCUCACUUUCCCUCCGCAUUGAUUUUCUUGUUCUCCUCCUUUGCUUCUUAAAAAGAGGGACAAGUGGCUGGUGCUGUGGACAGAGAAGCUUUAUUUUUAGUAUGAGACAACCUCUACCUUCUUUCAGGAGAGGGAAGUUGGAUUAUCAAUUCUUUUGUAAAUGUGUAUGGUGAUAUUUGCUCCGCUUUUUGCCAUCUUUGCAUUUGCAACAUGCGGUGGCUAUUCUGGAGGCCUGCGGCUGAGUGUGGACUGCCUCAACAAGACGGAAAGUAACCUCAGCAUUGACGUAGUGUUUGCCUACCCGUUCAGGUUGCAUCAGGUGACUUUUGAGGCACCUACCUGCGAGGGAAAGGAACGGCAGAAGCUGGCUCUGACUGGCGACUUCUCAUCUUCGGCAGAAUUCUUCGUUACCGUUGCAGUCUUCACCUUCCUCUACUCCUUGGCCGCCACCGUCGUUUACAUUUUCUUCCAGAACAAGUACCGGGAGAACAACCGGGGCCCACUCAUUGACUUCAUUGUCACUGUAGUCUUUUCAUUCCUGUGGUUGGUGGGCUCAUCAGCUUGGGCGAAAGGACUGUCUGAUGUCAAGGUCGCAACGGAUCCCAAGGAAGUGUUGUUACUGAUGUCAGCUUGCAAACAGCCGGCCAACAAGUGCAUGGCUGUCCACAGCCCUGUGAUGUCCAGCUUAAACACGUCUGUGGUCUUCGGAUUCUUGAACUUUAUUCUCUGGGCUGGAAACAUCUGGUUUGUGUUCAAGGAGACUGGCUGGCAUUCCUCAGGGCAGAGAUAUCUCUCAGACCCAAUGGAGAAGCACUCAAGCAGCUACACCCAAGGCGGUUACAACCAAGAUGGCUAUGGGUCCAGCGGAGGGCGCAGCCAGCAGGCGAGUUUGGGGCCACCCUCUGAGGAGUUUGGCCAACAGCCCAGUGGCCCCACUUCCUUUACCAAUCAGAUUUAACAGAGUAGCGUCUGCCCACCCCUUUCCAUUUCAGUGGCAGAAUUUUUUAAGAGUUUAAAUCAAUUAUUAGUGCAGAGAGUGUUGAAUGUAAAUUAGAGAUCUGUAGUCCUCGUUAAGGCAGAAGGCCUAGGUCAUGAUAAAUGGCAGUUACAGAUGGGUUGACAUGAGAAGGUAUAUUAUUCAUCAAAGAUGGCUAAUUGGAGAGUACCGUGUUAUAGACACAGAUACCUUUAUGGUCGUUUUGUAUGUGUGUUGAAAUAGUAGAAGCAUUUUGUAGCUUAAAGUCUCUAGUAUGUAAUAUGCAUAAAUAAAUUAAGUAGCAUUGAGUUUUCCUAUGUACUUUGAUGCGGAAGAAGUUUUAAUGGUUUCCCUAAGAUAAUCUGGUGUAUCGCAAUAUGCAUGCAUCAUUAUUUUUGAGUUUUAGGCCCUAUAGAACUGUGAGUCCCUAAGUAUUUGUUGCAGACAAUUACUUUGUUUUGUUUUUGUUUUUCUAACUUGAUGAAUCAGUGCCUGUAUGACUUAGUGCAUGAAUAAGCAUUUUCUCACAAAAUGAACAUUUGAACUGUACUUAAGUAAAUUUUCCAGUUUCCACCAAGACUGUGUUAAAUGGAUGUUAAAAGAAGUAUAUAAACACUUUGUAUACUUUGCACAUUUGUCUCUCUGGCUAUACCCAGUCUGAAUGCGUUGUAACAAGUGUUUUCCCUGUUUAUAGACAUCCAGUGUUAUAAUGGUAACUGCCCAGUAUUUAAUCUAUUGACUUAAUGAAAUAUUUACAUUCUUGUGACGUUCUAUGGUAUUUUGUGAUGCUUAUCCUGUGGGCCAUGAAUAAUAAGGCCCAAUAACUGUAUUGUGUUUAUGGAGUGUUGUUUUCUUAGAAUGGAGAUGCAGGUAUUAGACACCAUAUUCAAGAAGCUGUUCUACUAAAGUAUUAAUUUAUAAAGGAUUAUCUAUAAAUCCUUCACGACCGGCUGAACUUCUAAAUCCUAUUUAUUUAUAAUGAUAAUAUGCUCCUCUAUCCAAUUAUUAAAAAAUUCUCAAGUCACACCUCAAUGGACUAAUUAUUAAUUCUGAUUUGAGUAUUACCAAUAAAUUAAAAAUGACUUCCAUGUGCUACUCUGUAUCCAAAAGAGGUGUCUCAAGAAAUAUUCCCCCAGAAUGUAUUCAUUAUCAAGAAAAUGCCAAUCUUCGCUUCUUUGUUUUAACUCGAUGGAAACACCAGGGCCCAGCAGCGAGGGCAAGCUGAGCAUCUAUAUUUCUAGGUAAAAGUCAUUAUCAAUGCACAAACACAUCGUGUGAUCUGUGAUGUUGGAAGCAUUUUGGCAUAAAA
Molecule: messenger RNA, 2400 nt
Organism: Trichechus manatus latirostris (Florida manatee)
Lineage: Eukaryota; Metazoa; Chordata; Mammalia; Sirenia; Trichechidae
Gene: SYNPR
Product: synaptoporin
Exons: 5
Coding region: 276-1073 (265 amino acids)
Cellular component (GO): synaptic vesicle; synaptic vesicle membrane
Source: RefSeq, a predicted model, not a curated record